Messenger RNA from Punctularia strigosozonata HHB-11173 SS5, 3291 nucleotides. RefSeq lists its product as uncharacterized. The coding region runs from base 1 to 3291 and encodes 1096 amino acids. The record is from RefSeq and is a predicted model, not a curated record. Lineage: Eukaryota; Fungi; Basidiomycota; Agaricomycetes; Corticiales; Punctulariaceae. The transcript is spliced from 3 exons.
AUGGCAUCAUCCUCGCGUUCGGCGGUAUCUGCCACUUCACGGCCAUCGGGAGCCGCCUCCCCAGCGCAUUCCACUGCGACUCCUCGACCGUCGAUAUCAAAUAUUGAACUGGCUCUGGCUCGGUUACGCAGUAUAAUGGAGCCCAUUGAUACAUGGGACAACGACGACACCGUCGACGUUCCCAUCCGAAUCGGUUUCGAAGACGAGGAAACAGGGCAGACAAGAACGGGAACAGCCUUUAUUCCUCGCGAUGCCGGCGAGCGCAACUUCGUACCGGUGGCUCCUCCGUCUCGCCAGUGGUCAGUGGUGUACCCCGACUGGGAUGAAACACCGCCCGACUGGGAGCAGGAUCGCUCGAGUCAUGUGUCCGACGUGCGAUUCGCUGGAUAUUUCAAUCCGCCCUUCGAAAACUCCGUCGCCAUCAGCGAAUUCGGCACUCGCUCUUUGGGGCUUGAUCCCUUCAGUGAUGAAGCCGGUCUCGCGCGCGAAGAAUAUAAUCGCAGGCGCACCGGAAUCGUUUUUCAGCCAGAGCUACGGGAUGUCGUGGAUAAUCAGGGCAUAAUACGCAGGGAUUCGUUUCAUGGGGUGAUCCCCUACAAUCCGCGCCAUCCCGUGGGCUUGGCAUUCAUGCACCGUGGCCCGCAGGUGUUGGACCUCCAUCCCUGUUUCGCACCGAUCUCCGGCAUGCCCAUCGUAGAGCGAUGGGAAGACAAUAGGAAAUUCUACUACGCGGACAACGACCGUCUGACGGAGUGGUGGUACAUCGCGGACGCACUUGUCAAGACCGAAAUGUCGCUGGCUGGCCAUCCUCAGGCCAGCAAAGCUCGCGUCGUCAGCGUGGACUAUGUUCCGCUCCCUCGGCCGACAGAAUUCAACCUGAAGAGGAGGUGGUGGUCUCGAGGAGCCGCCGAACGCGGUGUUCAGGAAGCCAUGCGCGCGUUUUGGCCAAUGAUAGCAGAAGUCACUUACUUGCUGGCGUUUCUCAAACGCACGCUCAGCGUCACGGACAUCAAACAUCAUCUGCUCCUGACUUCUGAGCUCACGGCGGUAUGGAUCGACCACCUGUUCACUUCAGAGGUUUUCGACGUGGCCGGUGUCCCACGCGCUGGAUCAUCCAUGAUCUGGGGGUCCACGGAGACGUACUCAACAACUCUGGCUGCCGUCUUGCGGGCCUGGAAUAUCCCUUUCCAGGUUAGGUGGCCCGCCGCCGCUCGUCCCGAGGUAUACAGAUCGCUGCGCGCUACUCUCGGGUACGAUGCGCCCACGCAGGAGGAUAUCGACCGGUUCGCAGCCACAAAGCGUGACUGUACAUUGUGGCUGCCUCGCGUGCGACCAGAGCUCCGCAUAGAGGAUGAGGGAGGUGUCUUUGGCAUCCGCUCCAUGGAACAGUUUUUCAGGGAGCGUGUCCGUGAAGAUCACCUGGUGGGGAUUACAUCCUCUUCUCUGGAUCAAGAAGAUGUGGACGUCGGGGGCACGGUUUUCACCGUGUUCCUAUGGAUGACAGAUGGCGAUUAUCUGGUUCGCCAUCGUAUCCUACCUGCAUAUGCGAUGACAGUUCUCCGGGCUUACAAGUGGCACCACUUGUCGAUCGAUUGCCAUCGUGCGGAAUGCGACGUUUACGGAGGGUGGGGCGCGUCGCGGAUGGUCUUGAACACCGGUCUCCCCCUGCGCCAGAACCUGCCGUCAUCAGAACGGCAGGACGACUUUGUUGAAGAAGGCCCCAUGGACUUCGGAGGUGUGCAGGAUCCUUCCGAGGCUCUCGACCGCGACAACAGGUUCGGCUUUGAUGUCACAGAUAUACAACGGCUCGAUUCUGCCCGCGAUGCGUUUUACGACCGAAUCACUGACGUGCAGUACGGGCCCUUCCGAGAUGUGCUGUCUCUGUCGAUGUCUCUCCACGGGCUUCUCGGUCGAUUGCAAGCACGAUAUGGCUGGCGCGCGGGACCUAUCCAUUAUUGGACGCAAAUCCAUUGGAAGAACGAGAAGGGCCUGGACAUGGUUCCCUAUGACGCGCCAGCGCUCCUUCGAAUUUAUGGCAGCGUUUCCGGUUCUGAUGAUGCUACCGGCCUGUUGCGGGUGUCGGAAGGUUUCGAUCAGGUUGCCGCUCUCCGUGACUUCACGCGCCACGUCGAGCUUCAUGCUUCGGUGGACGGAAUCCCCCGAGAUGUUCAAGAUUGGCCCUCGCAGGUUGAUCGCGGUGCACUGGGGGGAGUGCAGCUAACUCGACGCCAGCUGUCCUUCACUCGCGAGUUCGAGGACAGCGCCGGAGUCAGCCAGGGGAAGAGCCUCCCUCCGAACAAUUGCAUGGGCUAUCUAUUCAGCCUUUCGACUGCGAGGACAGGAGUCUCGUGCAUCGUCGUGGAUGAAGCACUCAAUGCGAUGCAAGCUGUCCGUUUCCUGAGGUGGGACGUACUUUCGCAAAAGCCGGACCCUCUGCAGUCGCUGGCAGAACACUUCCUCCACAACGGCGUCCACUUCUGGACGGCUGAACGCAGCUUCUCGGGAACCAUCAAGCGACGCGCGACGCGCUACAGUCUCCCGGUGCGCACUCACGCGUGGAUUGGCAAAGCCACAAAGAAAGACUUCGUGGCAUGGGAACAUACUGUCAGUCGGUUUUUGACGACACCGCGCGCUAGGGCGGCUGCGCUUACAGGAGGCGUCGUUUGGCGCAUCGCCGUGGAGUACGGUCCUCCUGAGCUGCUCCGAGAUGCUGCUCAAGGUCCGUCCCAAGACCGGUCGGGGUGGGGGGCGUUCGCGAAGGAUAGUCGCGCUGGACGCUUUUACGAUGAUAUACUGUCUCCGGAAGAGAUGCAGUUGUUAUGUGGGACGUACGUCGUCUUGGAAGCUCGCGGCAAAAGCUUCCAAGAAACGUUGUUAUCUUGGUUUCCCCGCGCAAACAAGUAUUGGCUGAACGGAGUGUGGACUCAAGCGGAUGAAGAUUGGUUCCGUGCCCACGUCGAGGCAUGCCGCGCGGGCCAGCGACAGCCCCUCAAAACCUCCGUUUGGCACACCAAGCUGGCGUCCCGUACCACCCGCGCCGCUCGCAUUUUCCGUCAGUUUGAGGCCCUGGCGCAGAGUUGCCUGCGGCAGUGGGCACCGGAAGAUCCUUCGGAGCACCGCGACGCGGAAAGACGUGAGAAACCCGAAGGUAGUUCGGCGAGUCGUAGAGCGAAUCGUCGUGGUGAGAGCGCCGAGACACGUAGCACAGGGCGGUCGCAGGAUCAGGGUGAACAUGGGACUCCAAUCUCUCCUGGAACUUCACGCGUCAAAGGGAAGGGGAGAGCAAAGUAG